AUGAACAGGAUAUUAAAUGCUUUAAUACCAGACCUGACUAUAGAAUAUACUAGGAGAGAAACUGAAAUUCUGGUAUUGGAGCUGGCCAAAGAUGAUGAAAUAGCAGAUCCCAAAAAGAAAAUAUCAGACGAAUUAAAGAUCAUGGGUCAUUUGCAUGAUAUGUUAAGACAUAUUUUCAUUAAGUUACCAGAUGAGAAUAAACAUAUGAUUUCUAGUAUCAAUGUGUAUGGGUUAGUUGUUUCCAAAAUGUCUCUCAAGAUAUAUCAAAUGCAUAUUCCAUACAGACAAAUAUAUAUAUUCCAGCUCAUUUCAACCUUGGAACUCCCAUUAACAUUUUAUGAUUUCAAAUGCCUUGAACAUGCGACCAUUAAUUUAAUACAACUAAGAAAAUUACUAGAUGAAAAUUUUAACGAAAUAACAAAGGCAUACAAGGAAAAGCUUAAAAGAAGUCGAACUCCAUCUCCACUAACAAGUAGGUCAGAAGAUUGGCUGGUGGAAAUGGAAACUUCACCAACAAAAUACUUGAAAUUGUAUAAAGAGGAACAACGAAAAAAAAAAGCUAAAAAAAAAGAAACAGUUUUUUUGGCAUAA
Molecule: messenger RNA, 591 nt
Organism: Entrophospora sp. SA101
Lineage: Eukaryota; Fungi; Glomeromycota; Glomeromycetes; Entrophosporales; Entrophosporaceae
Source: the annotation of a GenBank genome assembly